Sesamum indicum (sesame) is the source of this 2035-nucleotide messenger RNA. The record is from RefSeq and is a predicted model, not a curated record. NCBI's taxonomy places the organism in Eukaryota, Viridiplantae, Streptophyta, Magnoliopsida, Lamiales, Pedaliaceae.
AAAAAGACAUUAAUAAAACCCUCUUAGAUCAAUCUUCAUUCACGUUCUUGACAUUUCCCUAAUUUUAUGUAUUACAACAUAUGUGACUACGGCAGCAUAAAUUUAACUAGUAGCAGAGGGAAUUGUGUUUUGGACAGGUUUUAUUCAUAUUCAUGUACUAUAAAUAAAGACACACAUUCCAAAUUAUUUUAACUUUGGUAAGAAAACUACUUACAGUCGCACACACCCCAGAAAUAUGGGAAGCUUGCAGCAGCAGCAAGGUAGUGGUGCAGGUGGGAACAACCACCGCAUAGUCUCCGUGGCGGAGACACCACCGGCCGGCAGCAGAGAAUUUGACGGAAAAGACUACGUUCUUGCAGAGAAACCCGGAUGGAGAAACUUCUUGUCAUAUGUUGGCCCUGGUUUCUUAGUCUCACUUGCUUACCUUGAUCCUGGAAAUUUGGAAACUGAUCUGCAAGCAGGAGCAAACCAUGGAUAUGAACUGCUAUGGGUGAUCCUGAUCGGAUUGAUCUUCGCACUCAUAAUUCAAUCACUUGCAGCAAAUCUUGGAGUUAGCACCGGCAAACAUUUAUCUGAGCUAUGCAAGGCUGAGUACCCCAUGUUAGUGAAGUACUGUCUGUGGGUGUUGGCUGAGGUUGCCGUCAUAGCUGCUGACAUUCCUGAAGUGAUCGGGACAGCAUUUGCACUCAACAUACUAUUCCACAUCCCAGUGUGGGUCGGUGUUCUUUGCACGGGUUGUAGUACUCUUCUCUUGAUCGGACUGCAGAAAUACGGGGUGAGAAAGCUGGAGCUGUUGAUUGCAAUCUUAGUGUUCAUAAUGGCAGCAUGUUUUUUUGGGGAACUCAGCUAUGUGAAGCCUCCAGCAACUAAAGUUAUCAAAGGAAUGUUCAUCCCUAAGCUCAGUGGCAAAUCUGCUACUGGUGAUGCCAUUGCACUGCUUGGUGCCCUUGUUAUGCCGCAUAAUCUUUUUCUUCAUUCUGCUCUGGUGCUUUCGCGGAAGAUUCCCAAUUCGGUCCGUGGGAUUAACGAUGCUUGUCGGUAUUUCUUGAUCGAGAGUGGAUUUGCGCUGUUUGUAGCAUUUUUGAUCAACGUCGCAGUUGUGUCUGUGUCCGGAACUGUCUGCUCAGCCGAUAAUCUAUCGUCGGAAAACAAAGAUCAUUGCGACGACUUAACACUCAAUUCUGCCUCUUUCCUCCUCAAGAAUGUUUUGGGCAGAUCAAGUUCUACUGUUUAUGCCAUUGCAUUGUUAGCCUCAGGCCAGAGCUCUACCAUUACUGGCACUUAUGCAGGACAGUUCAUCAUGCAGGGUUUCUUGGAUCUAAAGAUGAGAAAAUGGAUUAGAAAUUUGAUGACAAGGUGCAUUGCCAUAACACCUAGUCUAAUUGUUUCAAUCAUCGGAGGGUCAUCCGGAGCUGGUCGCCUAAUCAUCAUAGCAUCAAUGAUACUAUCAUUUGAACUCCCAUUUGCGCUCAUCCCACUUCUUAAAUUCAGCAGCAGCUCCACCAAGAUGGGACCUCACAAGAACUCCAUAUAUAUCAUCGUGGUUUCUUGGAUACUGGGGCUGGGGAUCAUAGGCAUCAACGUCUACUAUCUGAUCACAGGGUUUGUUGACUGGCUGAUGCACAACAGCUUGCCAAAAGUUGGGAAUGUGUUCAUAGGAAUGAUAGUGUUCCCUCUCAUGGGAGUGUAUGUAGUAUCUGUGAUAUAUCUCAUGUUUCGGAAAGAUAAGGUUGUCACCUUCAUUGAGCCCACAAAGCUCGACCCGGUUGCCCAAACCCGAAUGGAAAAUGGGCAUGAAGAAGAAGGUGGGCUUGAAAUGGAGCAUGUCCCAUAUAGAGAGGAUCUUGCUGAUAUUCCAUUGCCCCAUUAGGGUUUUAAUUUUUUUUUUCUUUGGCUUUCAAGAAAUGUGGCAAUCUGUGGAAAGCAAAGGUUGUACCAUCUGCAGUAGGAGUGGUACUCUGAGGUUGAAGAAACUCUUUUUUUUUUUAUGUAAGUUUUGCUCAAGUUUAAGUGAAUAAUAUGAUGAUCUCACUAU